CGCGCUCCGAGCGGCGGCGCGACGGCGCGACGGCUCCCCGCCGCGGGCCCGGCUUAUCUUAUCCGCGUAGCCCGACGUGCCGCAUGGGCGUUGUUGCUUCGAGCAUCGGCUUCCUUCAUCGGGAAGCGGCAGGCAAUAUGGAGCCUUCGAAAGCAGGCAUCAAUGCACAGAUCAGACGCAUGGCAGGAAUAAUAACGGAACGUGCUCGAAAGUUGACCAACGAUGGAGAAGUGUGCAGCAUUUGCGAAGGCAUCUUGGCAGUUCUGCUUAUGAAGAUGGGCUAUCACGAAGAUGAAGCCCUGUACGCAGCCCGCGAGCACGAGUCGAUCAGAAGCGCGUUGUUGUUCCUGGAAACUGCUGUUUUCAGCGAUUGCGCGGUGUGCAGUUCCCGCAUUCUGGACAGUCACCUGACUCAAAAUAAGUUAAAACCGUGUGGGCACACCGCCUGCGCGAACUGCUUGAAGAUGCAUUUUGGGAGGCAAGCGAAGAAUGGAAUGCUGACAUGCACGGAAUGCUCAACGGAGAUCCAACAGGCUGACAAUAUAGAUUUGCUAAAGCGCAUCUUCGGUGAAGAUUACGGUUCUUUCGAUGAGAAACUGCUUCACAGUUACUUGGAACGAACCGAAGAGGAGAAGUUCUGCGUAAACACAGAGUGCGCAUUAAUCUUCAGCGUGCCAAGAGAACUUUCGAAGAUGCAGUGUCCUGCCUGCAAGACUAUUGCGUGCGUGAAGUGCGGAAGCAAAUGGCGAAAGGAGCAUGAGAAUAGAUCGUGUGACGAUUUCAAGAAGUGGAAAAGUGAGAAUGACCCAGAUGAUCCCGAAUUUAAAUCUCAAGACCUGAUCAGGAAAACUGCCAUCGUGUGCCCCAAUUGCCGUACGCCGUACUUCAAAGCCAGAGGCGGUUGUGCCCACUUCACAUGCGGGAACUGUAAGAGAGAGUUUUGCGAAUGCUGCAAGACAGAAUUCUGGAAGGGGCAGGCGUGCGGCAGCGAAGCCUGUAAGAACAAGGGCAUGCACGGUCACCAUCCCAGAAAUUGUUUCUUCUACACCAGAGAUUAUGCAUGCGAAGAUCUUAUAACGCUUCUCAAGGACGCGAGUGUUGCUGUCGAUGAAACGGCCCCGCAAGUUGCGACGGCCACAUGUACUGUUGGUGUCACCAGUGACGACUAUCUUGACUCACCGUGUGGACUCCCAGUAUUGAAAGCCGAGAAGUGCGAGAAGCAUUACAAGGAGAUUCUGUGCGACUUGAUUUACCGCCAUCGUGUGGACGUUCUGAACGUUUUCAACCAAGACAAGCUCGAAAAUGAACUUCGGAAACACAACAAAGACAUACCGCCGCUUUCCUCGGAAUUAAGCCAGGAAGAAAGAUUAAUUCGCCUCCGCGAGGUCGUCGCCCAGGCUGUCCCACUUCCGUCAUAAGCCGACGGAGAGCGAGCAAGCACGAGUAAAGUUCUUCAAAUUGCGAUUGAAUUGGAAUGUGUGAUAUGCGGUGUGCUGUGCUUUUCAAUGAAAUUGAAUAAAAUAUGUAUGUUAUGUUGGA
Molecule: messenger RNA, 1539 nt
Organism: Rhipicephalus sanguineus (brown dog tick)
Lineage: Eukaryota; Metazoa; Arthropoda; Arachnida; Ixodida; Ixodidae
Product: E3 ubiquitin-protein ligase RNF31
Exons: 12
Coding region: 84-1418 (444 amino acids)
Biological process (GO): protein linear polyubiquitination
Cellular component (GO): LUBAC complex
Molecular function (GO): K48-linked polyubiquitin modification-dependent protein binding; linear polyubiquitin binding; zinc ion binding
Source: RefSeq, a predicted model, not a curated record